Messenger RNA from Scomber scombrus (Atlantic mackerel), 2550 nucleotides. RefSeq names its product G-protein coupled receptor family C group 6 member A. The record is from RefSeq and is a predicted model, not a curated record. Gene Ontology annotation, cellular component: membrane. NCBI's taxonomy places the organism in Eukaryota, Metazoa, Chordata, Actinopteri, Scombriformes, Scombridae. Gene Ontology annotation, molecular function: G protein-coupled receptor activity. The transcript is spliced from 7 exons. Gene Ontology annotation, biological process: G protein-coupled receptor signaling pathway. Bases 1 to 2550 code for a protein of 849 amino acids.
AUGUUGCCAUGUCAUCGCAAAGUGAGCGCUCUUAAUGAUCGUAUUAGACCUGACAACUUCAAAUGCUCAAAUUUUGAUCUGUUGGCAUUUAUGAAAUCAUUGGCUGCAAUUCACGUGAUUGAGGAGAUAAAUGCAGCUGGCUUCCUCCCAGGAGUGCACCUUGGAUAUAUGGUGUGUGACACCUGCUCAUAUGCAAGCAAAGCAUUGCAGAAUGUGGAGCACAUGUUCGCAUUCAACGCCACUGAAAAUCUGCAGUGCAACCACGCCGAAUUCAGGCCCAAAGUCAAGAUCAUUUUAGGAGCGAUGUACUCUGAGGUGUCUAUCUCUGUGGCCAAACUGCUCAAUGUGUACAUGGUCCCUCUGCUGAGCGCGACAUCAUCUUCACCAGUUCUUAGUGAUAAGCUGCGCUUCCCAGUUUUUCUGCGUACUAUUCCCAGUGACACCCAUCAAACCAAAGCAGUGGCCAAACUGAUGGCUCACUAUGGCUGGGACUGGGUUGGGGUUGUGUAUGCAGAUGACGAAUACGGCAAAGCAGCUUUCCAGAGCUUCGUCAAGGAUGCUGGCGAAAAUCAUGUGUGCUUGGCCUACCAGGAAGUGUUGUCUCAUCAUAGCGAUUAUGAGGGCAACAUGCAACGCAUCAAGCAGGUCGCCCAGCAGAUCCGCUCCUCCAAUGCCCAGGUGGUACUGCUCAUCCUCAAGGUGGAACUGGUGGACCUCCUCUUUAAGGAAAUGAUUCAGACCAAAACAUCAAGGACCUGGAUUGCAAGUGACGGCUGGUCCAGGAGCCGGUCCCUUGGCCAUCUGGAUGGCAUCAACACAAUUGGUGACAUCUUGGGCUUUUCCUUUGUUGCAGUGAAGAGUGAAUCAUUUGAUAAUUAUCUCAAGAAUCUUAAACCAACCCCAGGAGGAUACAACCACUUCAUUGAAGAAUACAAAAACCUGAGAUUUAACUGCUCUACAGAAUGUUUCUCAGCCAACCCUCCAUCUUAUUGUCCCACACCUGAUCUCCUGACAAUGAAAUCUGAUAAAGCAUGCCAUGCCAUGGACCCCCAAGAACAAAAUGAUGACUUUCUCACUGAGGCUUUGGAUACAAGUGAAGCCUUCAGUGACAGAUUAGCAGUGUGGGCCACAGCUAAUGCUCUCAAAACACUAAUGAAGUGCAACAGUUCCUCAUGCUUGGGAGAAAUUAACUUCCCACCAUGGAAGCUUCUUAAAGAACUGAAGAUGGUUAACUUCACAUAUGAAGGCCAGACUUAUUUCUUUGACAAAAAAGGCAAUUUUGUCAAUGGUUAUGAUCUGAUAAUGUGGACACAGGAUGGAGAACACAGAAAACUUCAUAGGAUUGGGAGAUACCAUGCUUUGGAUGAACAGAUAGAACUUCAUGAGGAAAAUGUUGCCUGGCUCUCAACAGUCAAUGCCACAACCCCUCAGUCUAGAUGUUCAGAAAGCUGCCCCCCUGGCUCUUUCAAGAAGAUCUUGAAUGUGUCCUGCUGUUACAACUGCACCCUUUGUACAGAGGGAACCUAUUCAGAUGCCCCAGAUCGUAUUGCCUGCAAAAAAUGUCCCAAUGGAACUUGGUCGCUCAAGGGUUGGAGCAGAUGUAAGCCAAGAACGGAGUCGUACCUUCAGUGGAGUGACACUCACCCCAUCGCCAUGGUGACAGCCGCAGUCUUUGGCAUUGUGGUCUUGAUAGCUACCCUCAUUAUCUUUUUGGUGUACAGAGAUUCCCCGCCAAUGAAAAGAGCUGAGGUGAGAUUGUCCUGUGUGAUGAUGUUUGGUCUGGCUGUGAGCUUCUCAAGCGUGAUAUGCUUCAUGGACAAGCCCAAUGUACACCUGUGCCGGGCCCGCCAGGUUAUGUAUGCCAUGGGCUUCACACUGUGUGUGUCCUGCAUACUGGUCAAGGCCUUACGUACCUUCCUGGCUUUCCUUCCCUUUGGUCAGCUUAGAUAUAGGAGACUGCACAGACUAUACAAACCACCUGCAAUUAUAAUCGUCAUUACUAUUCUCCAGGGAAUCAUCUGUCUUCUGUGGCUGAUCUUUGAUUCUCCUCAAAUCGAUAACACACCUCCAUCAUUACAAAGCAUGAAAAAAGUAAUCCAGUGUUGUCAAGGUAGCACAUACAUAGGUUUUGGCAUCAUGUUAAGCUACAUAGCUCUGCUAGCGUUUAUCAGCUUCCUCUUGGCCUUUAAAGGCAGGAAGGUUCCUCAGGAGUUCAGUGAAACAGGCUACAUCAUAUUUAGCAUGCUAAUAUAUUUGUUUGUAUGGAUAUGUUUCAUCCCAGUCUACAUUACCAACAGAGAACAGAGCGCUCCUGUGCAGGUUUCAGUCAUUCUAGUAUCCUGCUAUGGCAUCCUUUUCUGCCAUUUCCUACCCAAGUGCCACGAAGCACUAUGGGGGUCAAACACCGAUACAUUGGAGAUGAUUAUUAGGAGAGCCACCGCCAGGGAAAAUUCUGAUCCAGACCCAGAGAGACACACAGAUAUCCCUAGAAUAAACACAAUCUCUCAUAACAAUAGCGAGUUAUCCGUGUCAAGACCUUCAUCGCAGUGA